AUGCCUUGCAUCAAGAGGUGGUGGUGUCUGCUACUUUUGGAAAAUUUCCCCUUGGGGUGAGACGCUGAAAGAAAACAACUCCGGAAAAAGAGGAGAGCAGAAAGAGCAGAGGUGAUGGAAACCCCACUGCCUGUGAAUUAUUUGACCAAGAUGCCACCUGACAUCCUCUGGCGCAUCCUGAUUGGAGUCGUCACAGACGAUGGCGAUAAUCCUUUCUGGAGACUUUCGCUGACGUGCAAGGUUUUCAGGGACAUUGUCAGCAGGCCCAAAUUUAGAGAAGAGGCACACUUCAUAUGGCUGGACAGUGUUGUGAACUGGAGUUAAUUUUCCAGAAAAUAUAGGGAAGAGUUCCGGGUGCCCUACUCAUUGACUGCGUGCUUGCAAUGCACUGAAAUAUUCAAGGACUGCCCACCUGGGUAUGUGGGUGAUGACGGAAGGGGAGUCCUGUAAGGAUUUUAUUCAGAGAAGGAGUUUCAGUGUGGGAAUGAGGCAGCGAUCAUUAACUGGGCGGGUCAUAUGAUUACGGCAGACUUAAAAGACGGGCUGAAGAAGCAGAAGGAAGUCGAUUUCGGGCGAGUGAACUUCCGCCUUGGGCAGCACAACGAAGACCAGCCUCCGAAGAGUCCGCAGGCUCCGCUGUAG
Molecule: messenger RNA, 642 nt
Organism: Paramisgurnus dabryanus
Lineage: Eukaryota; Metazoa; Chordata; Actinopteri; Cypriniformes; Cobitidae
Source: RefSeq, a predicted model, not a curated record